AUUAAAGCUAAACCAAAGCAAAUAUCUGCGGCGUGAGCACUGACGUCAAUUAAAAUGAAAUUAUUUACCAAUUACUAAAUGAAACCAUGAAGGAUUCUUCUGUCUCACUCUUGUCACUAAGAACGUUAUUGAUAGUAAACAACUCAUAUAUAUUUAAAUGUUACCAGACAUGUUUGACUGGGAAAUGAAACAAUAGUGUCCUCUUUUCUACAUGGAAAGUCUGAGAAAUUUCCCAGGCUCAAACUGUCAAACGAUUGUUUACACUUAUUAAAAGGUCCAGUUUACUGAGUAACUUUUUUAGUUGGGAACUGAGAUAAACGGAUAUGAGACUACAUUACUCUCCAAAGAGAGCCUUUGUGAAGGGUUUCAAUUAUGACUUGGCAACGUGAGAUGACCUUAAUGUACUUCAUCUCCAAUGAAAGAUUGAUUUUCUCAGAAGAAACCUCAGGCUUCUGGUAGUCUAUGCCUCCUCAUUCAAUUUCUGAAUCAGAACAGGAAUGCUGAUAUAAAGGGGGCUGAACACACAUUAAACGUCUGAACUGUGACAUUAAAAUCAUAACUGACAAUAUCUGACUAGACUCUUUGUACACAGCAGACGUAAUCAUACAUCACAACUUAGGUUACAUUUAGGUAACCUAAUUUAAUGCAUUCAUACUACUCUACUUGUCUGUUUAUUCACUGAUAUAUUUGCACUGAUAUAUGUUGUCCUUCCACAUAUUUUAGAGAACAAAAAGGUAUUCUGGUAUAAACGUGAUAGCCCACACAAGUCCUAGACUAUUUUUCAUCUGUAUUAAUGUAAUGUAAGUAAAAGAGAAAUGUCAGAGAAACAUAAAAUCUCACACUCUUAAGACUGUCUUUGUCACUGUUAGGUAAAUCAAUAAACUGGCAAACAACGGCAUAGAAACAUCUUGACAUGCGUGCACUGGCCGCACCCUAAAUGAGGGGCAUCACAUGCACCUACCAUGAAAAAUGACAAAACCAUCCAACAAAACCCUCAUAUCAGACACUGCAGACAAGGACUGAGACCUAAUCGAAAGGGCAAAUCUACUGGGUUUGUAACAAAUAUCUAUAAAAGAUAUUUUUAUUUCUACAUUUGACCAUCUCAAAGGACUCAACACUCAACCAUCUUAAAGGUAAGCACUUGUUCAGUGCUGACUUCCACUAGGAUCUAUAAGAGUGGCCCCUCUGUGCAAGCGCAAAGCAGACAUGUCGAGAACAAGAAACAGUGAGGGGAAUGUGCUAAAGCGUGUGGCAAAACUGCCUUUCGUCAGCUCAGCGCUGCAGCAGGCCUCUUCCGUCUACCUGGGAGUGAAAGGUCGUUAUCCACUGCUUGGGUUUGUGGGAGGUGUAGCAGAGCUGGGUGUCCGCAGUGCAUCCACAGCAGCUCUGCAACAAGCAGCACCUCUGCUACAGAACCUAGAAACAGAAAUUGAGGCAGUGAACAGUUUUGCACUGGUGGGUUUGGAGCAACUUGAGAAGUUUUUCCCAAUCCUCCAACAGCCCACAGAUGAGGUGGUUGCUAAUCUGAAGGACGCUUUCUUCUCGAGGCUGGAUGGUGCUCAGUCUCGAGUAAAUGAUGAGCUGGACAGAGCCGUGAACAGAUGGGAUAAACUGAUAGAGCUCAGCUGGCGCCUCCUGGCGGAAGCUCAAGAAUCAGCACCAGGGCGGGUGAUCACCGCGGGCCUGGAUGAACUCAUCACUCAGUCAGAGGCGGCAGUGGCGUACUAUCUACCUCUGCCACCCACGCUGCGUCGUGAGUGGGAGAGAAGAGUGCAGAGCUAUGAAGAUGAGGACGAUGAUGAUGAAGAAGAAGAGCCUCGGAUGUGGACGCGUAUCCGUAGCCUGUUGUUGUGCCUGUACCUUCAGCUGUACCACAGACUGAUGAAGCUGAGAGAAAGAGUGGACAACGUUUUGCAGAUGUUGGGGGCAGCUGCCGAAACGGUGGGUCUAAUGCAGUUGAUGCAGAUGGUGGAGUCCCUGCUGCAGCUGCUUCUGUCAUUUUACACGACUCAGGUGCAUCGUGUGGAGGAGCUGCGUUCUCUGCUUGUAGCUCAGCUCACAUCAGGUAUAAAGGCACUGAAGGUUUUGCCCCCUGUACAACAGACACUGGCUCUACCUACCCAGGUACGCACUAUCAUGAACGACCUACUGGAAUUGGGACAGAUUCUCAUACAGCUGCUCAUCAACACCACCCCACUCUAUGACCUGAUGAAACAGGUGUCUGAUCUCGACACAGCAAACAACCCAACUCCAGAUGAACUUCCUGAGAGUCCCUCCAGCCGUGCCUCUGCAAACAGCCUCUUCCUCAAAGCCAUGGACGGUCGUCCACGUCGCCGCAGAAGCCUUUAUGCCCGUUCCCCUCGUGGGUCUGCUAGCGGGCUUCCAACCAGCCCAGCUCCCUCCCCGACUCCUACCCCAAUCCCAGCAAAUGGCAGUAAAGGCAGUUUGAAGCUAGAUUCCCAGCUCUUGGGCCCUCCAGAACUUGAUACACUGGCUGUGCCCACUACCGAUAUGAUCCGCCGCCGUUCCUCGGCCACCGAGGUCCUGCUGGCUCCCAUUAUGCAGUUAGUAUCACAGAGCCAACGAGCGUUUGAGUUUCUGAGCUCUGGCCCUUCAUCUGAAGAUCAGGUCAUACCUGUGGUGGAAACCACAGAACAUUAGGCUCCACUUUUCUCAUAAAACCUAAAUGUAAUCACAGAUCAUUCAAACACAGAUCGCUGUAGCUCACAGGCUGUUAUGGAUAGUACAGCAAACAUACCUUCAAACAACAAUCCAUACAAUAACUCCUCUAGUAGGCCUAGAGUCAUUAGCCUAGCAUUUAGUAUUUCCGGACAGUUUAAAGGCGAAAUAAAGCAUUGUUUUAGCUAUGCAUAUUACUAAGAAUGAAAUCAAAACAGUAUGGAUUUGCUCUCUGCAGUGCUGUUUGGGUACGUGGUGUUUUGUAGCUUUGAAUGCCUGAUUCUAGUAAGACAAAGAAACAACUCAUUAGACGAGUUGAAAUGGCAUAGCAUCUUUUUUCUAUACAUUAUAAUUGUUAGCAUGUAACACAACAUUUUGUUUAGACCAAAUAAAUGUAUUUUUAUUCCUUAGCUUUCUUAGUUCUUAUACACUCUAAGCAGCUUUUAAUCUAUAGACUGUCAUAGUGAAAUGACUGAUAGUUAGAUCAAUGCACUGAGUGAAGCAGGAUGGCACAAGAAUUCUGAUCAGUUGGAAAUUAACCGUUUGAAAAUCGAUUUAACACACAGCCCAAGGUCAUGUGUGUUCAACUGAGAGGAAAGGAUAAAAAGACAUGGUUAAUGUUACUUUGAUUGUUCAUGGGUUGUUUUAUGUUUUAAGGAUGUGUUGUUAUAAAGAGAGAAACAAAAUGAACUGUGUUAUACAUCGACAGGUAUGGAAUGUCAUUAAAUGGUGUUAAAUGACUUGGUGGACGUUUAUAACUAAAAUCCUAACAGCCUUUAGUGCUUUUUUUCCAGUAACAAAUGUAAUAUUGACUUUAACUGUAAUAAAACAUUUUAUAAAUGUAA
Molecule: messenger RNA, 3524 nt
Organism: Ctenopharyngodon idella (grass carp)
Lineage: Eukaryota; Metazoa; Chordata; Actinopteri; Cypriniformes; Xenocyprididae
Gene: plin6
Product: perilipin 6
Exons: 9
Coding region: 1207-2661 (484 amino acids)
Biological process (GO): lipid storage; positive regulation of triglyceride storage
Cellular component (GO): cytosol; lipid droplet
Source: RefSeq, a predicted model, not a curated record